Cimex lectularius (bed bug) is the source of this 522-nucleotide messenger RNA. It is a transcript of the gene Dsk, whose product is annotated as drosulfakinins. The transcript has 3 exons. Lineage: Eukaryota; Metazoa; Arthropoda; Insecta; Hemiptera; Cimicidae. Bases 208 to 498 code for a protein of 96 amino acids. The record is from RefSeq and is a predicted model, not a curated record.
AAACACUCCACCUCUUCCUUCUCAACAGAUUCAACCCAAAACUGGAUUUUUCUUUUGAAGGCGUCAACUGUAUUAUUAGCAUUGAAAGUUGUGGUACCCUAUACAGAAAGAAUCACAUAAACAGCAAGUAUAAAAGGAACAGUUUUUAGCAGAAACAGUCAGUCUAGAAGGAAGCCUUGAGACGAACAACAUUCUAAAGAAGGCAAAAUGAAUCAUAACACGAUGACAAGCAUACUGCUCACUCUUGGCAUCUACCUUUUCCUCCAAAAUACAAAUUGUCUCUGUUCAGCAGAACUGUCAAUUGACAGGCCAUUCCCCCGGCAUCACAUUCACCUUCGGGUGCCUCAACUCGGUGAUGCAGCGUUUCAAGAAGACGAGGACGCUUUGGAAAAAAGGCAAUUUAACGAUUACGGACACAUGCGAUUUGGAAAAAGAGAGGGGACAGAUGAAAAGUUCGAGGAUUAUGGCUAUCUGAGAUUUGGAAGGUCACCACAAUAGAGAAAAACUAGACAAGAAUUUAAA